This is a messenger RNA of Parnassius mnemosyne (clouded apollo), 3160 nucleotides long. Lineage: Eukaryota; Metazoa; Arthropoda; Insecta; Lepidoptera; Papilionidae. The record is from the annotation of a GenBank genome assembly.
GUGCCUGAAUCCACAUCGACGGCACCAGUAUAUUUCGUUUUCUUGAAUGAAAACUCUAGUUGACUCAUUUUACGCUUUCUAGAAACAGGUGGACGAAUUGGCACUGGUGACGAUUCAACAUUUGCUGUUUGUCUGUUACUACGCGUCGUUACUCCUGGUGCCAGUGCCGUUCCAAUAGGAGUCGAGUAUAACGAUUCCGGCACGUAGCAGGGUGGUAGAUGAGAACGGCGGGUAGUAGCAACGAUUGGCGACGAUUCUGACGUUAGUGGCUGUCGCGUCCUUACUCCUGGUGCAAGUGGUUCUGGAUCAAGGUCAUCAGAGUCGCUCAAAUCUUGCAGUAGAUCAUAAAGACCAGCAGAAACUGAUCUUGGCGGUGAAGACACUGGUGAGGAUCCACUAUAGUUAUGAGAGAAAAACUCACGCGCUCCUAUUAUCCUUUCUGCGUCAUCGUCAGACUCCAAAUCUGAAUCAUCUGACUCUAAAGGAGGUAAAAGAGUCAGAAUUUUCUUUGACCUCCAUCCUUUUCCCGCCAUAUCGCUGAAAAAAAUGACAUUUAUGAUAUAUAAUACUGUUUAGAAAAGAAUUAUUAUAGCGUUCCAAUAUAGGCAUUGUCCGUUUUUUGUGACAGAUAUGUAUUACACAACAUAAAAGGGUUAUCAGGCAUUGUCCGUUUUUUGUGACAGAUAUGAAAAACACAACAUAAAAGGGUUAUCAGGCAAUGUCCGUUUUUUGGGACAAACAUUAAUAUUACUAAUUUUAGAGUUUGCGGGCAAUGUCCGUUUUUUGUGACACAGGUUUACACGCGAAUCAAGUAGAAAUCACAAGUACUUUUUACAAAAUAACUACUGUUUAAUGUUCUUUAACUGUUAAUGAAACAUAUUUAAUCGCGACAGUGUCGUAAAAUGGAGUAAUACUUACAUUUUCGAUUUUCAAAUGUAGAGCACAAAACAUCAGGUGGACUAUGUGCUCCUUUGUCACCCUUAUCCUAUAAAAAAAAUGUAUUUUAAUGUGUACUUAAAAGUAAUAAAACCAUCGUAUUGUUUUAUUACUUUUAAAUAUACAGACUUGCUAACGAGACUGAGUCCCAUAGUCACUUGAAUAAUUAACGAAAAAAUAUACACGACCAAUGAAAGUUUAACAAUCACUGCCAUAUUUGUAACAGGCAAAGAUCGGAUAAUAUUCAUCCGAUCUUCACUCAAGAGGGGAAACAUCGGAUCUCGGCCUACAGCGAUCUUACCCUUGCAUGGACCAGCUUUAUUUAGCUAUAACUUCAUAAAAAUUAGUAUCCACACAAAAUAAUAACAAAAGAAGCCAUAUUCUCGCUAAAAAUCGUAAAUAAAAGUGAUAGGGAAAGAUCGGAUGGACAAAAAUAAUACAAAAAUUACAUUGUUUUAUAAAAUGCCACGCAGCACAGGUCCCACUUGCCGGAGUGACUGGCGCGAACUGAGGGUCGGGGCAGGAUGAAAUGGCGUCGUGUAGCAUAUUGUUAGCUUUUCAAAAUAUAGCAUAAUUCGCCGGGAAUUUGAAUCCUACGGUCUUGCCCCAUCACCGAUCUUACCCCAACGUACCUUAUAUAUUUAAAUUUUUUUUUUAGUGCCUUCCUCCCCAUUUGGGGGGACUUUUAAAUUUUUUAGUAAUAGUUUUUGGUGCAGAAGCCGUAACGGGACUGGUGUCCGUUACGGGUUUUCGUACAACACCCUGCCAUCAGCAGGGUGUCGGGACUUAGAGAUACAGUGCUAGUGUAUAAGAUCGAAUGUGCUAAUAGGAUGUCCAACCUUUUGGACGUCCAAAGCGAAAUGCUCCGCUUUUUAGCGGAGCGCUUCCCCGACGUAAACCCGGGUGAGCUUAUGCUCACCCCACUCUCGCCGGAACCAUCGCCGGCCCGCGAAGACUCCGAUAUGGAGCACUCCGGCGCAAUGACGCCAGUAGAAGAGGGGUCCAAGGUGACCAUGCCAGCCCGCCGCACCGGGAGCGACGCGCGCAUAGUGGCGAGGCCACCUGCCCCCUCCCCUUCUCCGACCCCUUCUCAGUCUCAAUCUCGGGCUUCCUCCCGCGCGCCCUCUAGGGCCGCGAGUGAGGGCUCUUUCGACUCGGCGGCCUCCUCGGGAGAGGACACCGAAGUGGAAAGGCGCCCCGAGGGUGCAGCAUCCUCAUCCGGUGACGAGGGUUUCACCCUCGUAGAAGGCAGGAAAAGACGACGACCUGCAAAAAAGGCGGACUCCUCCAGGCCGGCGAAGAAAGUCGCCUCGGCCUCCCCCUCCGUUGCAUCCCCCACUCAGGGAGGUAAACCCCCUGUUAACAAAGGGGUAUCGGCAAAGGCAGAUCUGACUACAUAUCUGACCAUAUAUUUCUAGCUUUAUUUUGAUAUUUAAUAUGUUAAUAUUGGAAAUAGUUUGGCUAAAAAAGCCUGAGUUCAUCCUUUGAUAUUGAAAAAAUGUAUUUUAACCUCCAUUUUUUUCCUUCUAAGCCAUUGAUUCAUCAAUGCUUUGCGCGGUCUCUCGCUAUCUUGGAAAUUUUUGUGUUAUUGGUUAUUAUUAUAUUUUCUGACUCAGCUAUCACUCUUGGACUGUUUCUGCUAUACUCGUUGACCUUGGCUUGCUAGUUCAGGACUUUGAUUACGCAUUACGUGAUUUUGGUGUUAUCAUGUGAACUAGACAACAUGUACAAAAGAGGACGUACUCUUAACAGCCAGUCUCGUGACUUGGUUUUGAAGUUGCACGAGUACUUUGAACGAGUCAGCAAAUAGAGGGCCUCUUUUAGAAGUUACCCAAGUACACGAACGAGUCGCACAAGCGCUUGGAAUUGGCAUAAAAACAAUUUGAAAUAUUACAAAGGAAAAGUACGGGCCCCCUGGCUGAAGAUAAUGAAUUGCACACACUACACACAGGGCUACAAAAUCAUGGUGUGGAUGCCGAAUUAAAUUUAUUGAAAGCAGAACUGUUCAAAUUAGUUAUUUUGGCCUCACAGGUUUAUUUUGUUUGUUAGUCAAACAAAAGAAACCUGUGAGGCCAAAAUACGCCAUCGAUGAGUUUGCACAGGAACAUGGGCAUAAAAUUAUAAGGACCCCACCAUACCAUCGUCAAUACAAUGCUAUAGAGAUGAUUUGGGCUCAAGUUCAAGGCUAUGGUGCACGUCAAAAUACAAAACCUUCAUUCACCAC